Messenger RNA from Budorcas taxicolor (takin), 540 nucleotides. Its product is annotated as chromobox protein homolog 3-like. Bases 22 to 540 code for a protein of 172 amino acids. NCBI's taxonomy places the organism in Eukaryota, Metazoa, Chordata, Mammalia, Artiodactyla, Bovidae. Gene Ontology annotation, molecular function: chromatin binding. Gene Ontology annotation, biological process: negative regulation of transcription by RNA polymerase II; chromatin organization. The transcript has a single exon. The record is from RefSeq and is a predicted model, not a curated record. Gene Ontology annotation, cellular component: pericentric heterochromatin; nucleus.
AAUAAAACUACAUUGCAAAAAAUGGGAAAGAAGCAAAAUGGAAAGAGUAAAAAAGUUGAAGAGGCAGAACCUCAAGAAUUCGUAGUAGAAAAAGUACUGGACCGCCAUGUAGUGAAUGGGAAGGCAGAGUAUUUCCUGAAGUGGAAGGGGUUUACAGAUGCAGACAGUACUUGGGAACCUGAAGAAAAUUUAGAUUGUCCAGAGUUAACUGAAGCAUCUAAUUCUCAAAAAGCUGGUAAAGAAAAAGAUGGAACAAAAAGAAAAUCUUUGUCUGACAGUGAAUCUGAUGAUAGCAAAUCAAAGAAGAAAAGAGAUGCUGCUGAUAAACCGAGAGGUUUUGCCAGAGGUCUUGAUCCAGAACGAAUAAUUGGUGCCACAGAGAGCAGUGGAGAAUUAAUGCUCCUCAUGAAAUGGAAAGAUUCCGAGGAGGCGGAGUUGGCACUGGCAAAAGAGGCAAAUAUGAAGCGUCCUCAAAUUGUAAUUGCUUUUUAUGAAGAGAGACUAACUCGGCAUUCUUGUCCAGAAGAUGAGGCUCAAUAA